Messenger RNA from Sphaerulina musiva SO2202, 1657 nucleotides. RefSeq lists its product as uncharacterized. Bases 1 to 1527 code for a protein of 508 amino acids. NCBI's taxonomy places the organism in Eukaryota, Fungi, Ascomycota, Dothideomycetes, Mycosphaerellales, Mycosphaerellaceae. The record is from RefSeq and is a predicted model, not a curated record. The transcript is spliced from 3 exons.
AUGGCACCACAACCUGAGCCUUCGGGCCAUUCAUUCCCAGACUUCGCUGACGGGGACGUCAGGGUCGUCCUCACUGGCUCCCGCCAGUAUCGCCUGCACAGCGGUGUGCUCAAAAACUCAUCUUCAGUGAUGAGAGACUUAUUGAGCGAAGAGAAUGCAGCCCAGCUCAAUAGCUCUGCUCACCGCAAAGGUGUCGUGAUCCGUCACAAGCUUGUCCUGGUGGACAACCCUGCCGUCGAAGACGAGGAAGAGUCCAACUUGCUGUACGUCUUCCAACCCGUUCCGCUGGACGCGCAAGGGCGCCAGGCAGCCGGCGCACCGCAAGGCAUCGGCCUCGAGCUGGAGAACGGUCGGCGGAUCCCACCGCUUCUGAUGGCAUAUGAUGCGGUCCUAGGGGCCUUCUAUAACCAGCCCAUCAAUCUGGGCGACUCGCAGGAGGAUGGCCUUGCCGAACUGCUUGGCAAUGCAUUUCAAGCCACCAUUGUGGCCGAAAAACUCAACUGCAUCCGCAUUGUCUGCAAGCCCAUCGAGGCCACUUUGCUUGCCGUUGGCCAGGGCCUGUACAAAGCCAUUGCCGACAACCCGACGGCCUGGCUGAGUUUUGCUACGCGUGUAAAGUCACGUGCUAUCUUCAAGGAGGCCAUGGUUCACGCAGCCGGCCAGUACUCCCAGCCACGCACCAAGGUCGCCAUGAGUGAUGGCACGCUCGCGCCCGAAGUUGUCAAGAUUUUGACACGCAAGGGGGAGUGGAUCAAGAAAUCUGUGAGCGAUUCCUCACGAUACCUGGCUUCGUAUUACCCUGCAAUGCUCCUACGUGAGUUCAAGCCUGGCGACAAGGACAAUGUCUCUCGUGCCUCGUAUGGCAACGAUAUCAUGAUGUGGAUUGCUGUGACCAUCUUCCGACACUGGGUCUGCGACAUGAUGGCGGCCGACAACACCCAUCAAGCACAUGACUGUGGCUGGGCGUGGUGCAAUGUGAUCUGCGAGGGGGGAGACAAAUACCUUGACCGCAAGAUGCUGCAACGCAGCUUUCACGCACGGUUUCCGAUGACUGGCAAAGGGAUGGCCUGCGUCGAACAUCGCCUUGCGGAGGUCAAAAUGGAAGUCAAACAAUGGAUCCUGCCGCUGAAGAAGAGCAAUUCUGCUCUCGAUCUUUCCUUGUACCCCGUCGCCCAUUUUCUCCAUGCCAACGUGCACUCUGACGACUAUCCGUGGGACAACGUGACGCUGGAGCCGAUCCACGACUCCUCGGACGAAGACGAGAGCAAUGGCGUCGAUGAGGAUACCCAGGGUUUGUUCGUCGAAGGUUCGCCGUUCGAAACUGUCGAUUCCGAAGAUGACGAAGAGGGUCCAAACAUGGGCGGCUUCAUCGAGCCGUCUUCAAAAAUUGCCGAAGAUGACGACGUUGAUAUGGAUACUGCGGACGCUACACCUUUCCGUUCAGAGUCUCCUAUCUUCGAUCUCAAAGGCACUGCUGCCGACGACGCUGCCAGUUCCGAUUCGGAGGGCAAUGACACGGACGAGUAGAAAGACUCGAUGACGCGCUCAACCGGCUGCAAUAGCCAGUAUAUAAUAAGCAUGGUGUGGCAGCGUGCAGAGACAGACUGCGAGAGCAGGAAUGAGAGUGGUUUCAUAGCCUGACAUACCCCAAUGGCAC